Molecule: messenger RNA, 1963 nt
Organism: Lycium ferocissimum
Lineage: Eukaryota; Viridiplantae; Streptophyta; Magnoliopsida; Solanales; Solanaceae
Product: SNF1-related protein kinase regulatory subunit gamma-1-like
Exons: 7
Coding region: 262-1596 (444 amino acids)
Source: RefSeq, a predicted model, not a curated record
UAGGUAUAACAUUGAACCUUUUCCCCUAAACUUUCCUGCGUUCGGAGCUAACUCGUUGGAGCCAUUCUUUUGACAGUUUGUUAAGAAAGUAGGAAAAGUUGCUGAUCCAUGCCUUGCUGAUAGCAUAAAUCUGUACCUUAACAAGCCAGAAGUUCAAAAGGCACAGCAUGCCAACACCACUCAUCUGCCAUAUGCCUGGAAUUUUUGUUUGGGGAAUAGAUUCUUAGAGCCAGGGCUUCUUCUUUGGGUAUAUUGCAUCAAAUGGCACAAGCGAAAAUUACGGAAAAUACUUUGAAACUUGCAAGCUAUGAUGCUUACUUUGAGAUGGUCCAGAACAGAAAAAAAUUGCCCCGAAAUUUACAGGAAACUUUAACUGAUGCAUUUGCAAAUAUUCCAGUUUCAUCCUUCCCUCAAGUCCCAGGAGGAAAAGUGAUUGAAAUAGACGCUGAGACUUCCAUAGGCGAUGCCGUCAAAAUCCUUUCUGAAUCCAACAUCCUCUCAGCUCCGGUGAAGAAUCCAGCUGCUCAGAAUAGUACGGAUUGGAGAGAAAGGUACUUAGGCAUCCUAGAUUACUCGGCUAUUGUUCUUUGGGUGCUGGAGGGUGCGGAAACAGCAGCAGCUGCCUUAUCAGCAAGUUCGGCAGCAGCAGCAGGCGUUGGAGCAGGUGCUGUUGGUGCUCUCGGAGCAUUGGCAUUGGGUGCAACGGGUCCCGCCGCAGUUGCUGGUCUAACGGCGGCUGCAGUCGGUGCAGCUGUGGCAGGUGGAGUGGCUGCAGAUCGAGGAGCGGGAAAGGAUGCUCCAACUGCAGCUGAUAAGUUGGGUGAGGAUUUCUACAAGGUUAUCCUUCAAGAAGAACCCUUUAAGUCAACAAAGGUGAGGUCCAUUAUAAAAUCCUAUCGGUGGGCACCAUUUGUUCCAGUAGCAACAGACAGUUCUAUGUUGAGUGUCUUGCUGUUGCUAUCAAAAUAUAGGCUGCGGAAUGUACCUGUUAUUGAAAGGGGAAGUCCAUUUCUUAAGAACUUCAUUACUCAAUCGGCUGUAAUACGGGGUCUUGUAGGAUGCAAAGGGAGGGAUUGGUUUGACUGCAUCUCUGCUCACCCUAUAUCAGAGCUUGGCCUCCCGUACAUGUCCGCUGAUGAGGUUAUUAGUGUCCGAAACGAUGAACUGAUUUUGGAAGCAUUCAAGAAAAUGAGAGAUAGCAAUAUUGGAGGUCUGCCAGUUGUUGAAGGACCAAAGAAGAAGAUAGUGGGCAAUGUAAGCAUAAGAGACAUCAGAUUCUUGUUACUCAAACCUGAACUAUUCUCCAACUUCAGGCAGCUGACAGUCACGGGCUUCAUGAACACAGUUGCUUCGGCAACACAUGAUGCCACAAAGGCUGCUACACCAAUAACAUGCAAGCUCGGUUCAACUCUUUGUAGUGUGAUAGACACUCUCGCGUCCAAGUUAGUUCACAGGAUCUACGUGACAGCCGAGGAUGACGAAGAAGUCGUCGGUGUAAUUACGCUCAGAGAUGUCAUUUCCUGCUUCAUCUAUGAACCACCAAACUUCUUUGAUAACUAUUUUGGAUUUUCUGCACAAGAAAUGCUCGGAAAAUGAUAUGUUUCUGUUGGUGAAUAAGCGGGAUAUGGGUGAGUAGAAGAUGCAGUAAAAAGAAUCAGUACCAGGUUUUUAGCAUAAAAAUACAAGUAAUAGUCUCUUUUACCAGUUUAACAUGUGCACGAUGAUCCUUUUAUGUCACUUUUUGAGUUCCUUUUUUUUGUUUCUCCGGUUUAUCAAAGGCCGUUCUGUCUUGCUAGCUAGCAUGAAGGUUAAGGUUCCAUAAAACUUUUUCUAGAUAGAAAGUUCUUUUUCUGCAUGGUUAUAGAAAGCCAUUGUAUAGAGAAUUUGGGAUUUACCAUUUUCUACCAAGUUUGAUCUGUAAGGGUAUCGGUCGAGUUCCCGCCCCCUUCGAGUUUGUACUUUA